AUAAAAAGCAGAAGAGUGAAUACAUAUAUCAGAAGAACAGAAAGGGAAAAUAACCAUCGAGUGACGAUAAGAAUAUGUAUAUUGAAAGAUGACAGCUGAUAUGAGAUUUAGUUUAUACUUCCUAACAGAAUGAUGAAAACAUCAGCCACGUUUCAGCAGUAAUUGAGAAGAAUGAGUACAUCACAAGAUGAUGGCUGAUUUUGUGUAAGUAGUAAAAUUUUUAAAUACGUAAGAAUUUCAACAAAAACAAGUUUCAAAUAGCCAGUUUUUAUUCGGAAGAAGCCGAGUCAGAUGAUAAAAGUCUCUUCAGUUACAGUUUUGAUAAACAGCGACACCUUCAACGCAUCCACAGCAACUGUAAAGUUCAGUUAACUUUACGACCGCUCAUAAUCAACUGAUCUGUUUCUUUUUUGUCAUUAAAAUUCCAACUUAGUUUCAGACCAGUGUUCACUCUACAAAGUUAGAUGUAAUUCCAUGAUUUCAAUGCACCAUUUUCACCACCGGAUAAUUGUUUCGACAGCGUCUGAGAUCCUUUUAGGGUCUGAGAAACUCAGAAGAAAAUGAUUCAGCCAUCGGACUGAAACUAUAAAUAAAAAACUGAAACUGCGGUCCGUCUAUCACAAUCGUAUCUCGACAACCAAACAUUCGAUCGGAGCUAAACUUUUACAGGUGUGUCAAAAGCUUUGGAGUUAAUGCAAAACUAAUCUCUUUCAUUGUCGUAAAGCUAUGAAAAAACAUUUUUUCUACUAAAGAAUAUUUUAAAAUUUUUAAGUAUUUUGUUUUUACAUUAUUCAGAGGUAAAGCAAUAGAUAACAAUUUAGAAAUUAUCGAGUAUAAAACUGCUACGAAUAUCAUUAUAGAUUUUAUAUAAAAAUCACUUUAUUGAUCUGUUCGACCUUUCGAUGAGAUACACUUAUCAUUUUCAGGAAUAACAAAAAAUUGAGUAACAAUCUCGCUAUAUACAUAUUACAGGUUAAUAGAACAAAAGAGAAGAAAGAUGCUAAUCGGGAAUUAUUUUCGUUCAUACAACAUAAUGAGGGCCACAAAAAUUGUCCGAAAAUGUAAUUAUUAUUUAUAUAAAAAUAUCUAUGUUAAUUUGUAUGGCAUUCAGACAGGGUUUCUGAUCUUACAAAGUGGAAUGAAUGUUUUUGCUCAUUACAGCUUGCUUAGCUAAAAUUAUCCUUUUUUCGCUCAUUUUCAAAAAAUUAUUGCAAUAAAGCUACAAACUAAUCUAAAAUUACAACUAGGUAAUUAAGUAGAUUAAACAUUUCUCUACAAAAUGAAGUAUCUCGCCUCUGAACGUUAAUUCGUUAUGGAAAUACAGCUGCUGUACCAAUAGCCUAAAAAAUCGAUCUGGCGGCUAUCUGAAAAACGUAUCUAAAAGAGUGAAGGCGAGCAGGUAAAUAUUGAACAAGUAUACCAGUUUGUAGAAAAAUUGUUUGCUCUGCAAGAUGUGAUAGCUUUUCAAGUUUGAAACUUUCUAGUUAAUCCAUAUUAAUCAAAGAAAAAUCGUGACGCCAGAAAUAAAAACGGUCAAAAGUGUGACAGCUUCACGGUUUUUCUGAUUUGUCUUUGCUUAGUAGCAACGUCAACUGAAUAUUGAUUAUUCAGCCAAUUUCAAUCCAGCUGCUUCAGUAAAUUCACCAAAUGUUAAUGUUAGCAUUCAGAGUGCGCUUGAUAAUGUUGUUUGUAAUAUAUCCAGUUAAAGGAGUACAUAAGUUACACAUUAUACGGAAUAACAAAUUUGGCGACAGUAGCAAGUGUAUCGGUUGAUGAUGCUGCCAUAAUGAGUGUAAAUAAUGCCAAUAAUCAAGAUCCAUUUUAUCCAUCAACAUCUACAGCUGAACAAGUAAGUAAUUGUUUGGGAUAUUGCCAAGCAGCUGGUAUUUAUCAUUAUCAUAUUGAAUCGGGUUGUGCUUUCUACGAAAAUUCAUCAAAAUCAGUUUCAGGAUGUUCAGGUUCUUGUAGUACGAAUAUAGCAGUAUACAGCAUAGGAAUGUAUUCGAAUUACAAAACGUUAAUAGUCAUUGGUAUAGCUAAAGAUGGGCAAGUUAUUUAUAGUCCUUAUAAUUCAGCUGGAACUCAAGUUACAAGCGGUUUUGAUGCUUGCAGUGGAAUAUUCUAUGAUUCAGUUGGUAAUUACGGAUAUUUUGCCACUCAAAUAUUUCCCUAUUUGUGGUGUUGUGUGUUUAUUUGUCAAAUUUAA
Molecule: messenger RNA, 2206 nt
Organism: Didymodactylos carnosus
Lineage: Eukaryota; Metazoa; Rotifera; Eurotatoria; Philodinida; Philodinidae
Source: the annotation of a GenBank genome assembly